CAAAGGUAUAUGGUAUUUGAAAUGCUGCAUAUGAGUCUGCACCAUCUCAUUAAACUCCAGUCCCACUGAAAGGGAUCCAAACUAUUCCGCAGCAGCUGUUCGAAGCAUUGGAUGCCCUGCAGGGUCUUGGUAUGGUUCACGGAGACAUCACACAUGACAAUGUGAUGCUCGUGAACCAUCAGCAGCAGCCCUGCAAAGUCAAGAUGAUGGACUUUGGUUUAGCUUUCUGUCCUUCUAAUCCUUCACAGGUGUUUCAAGCUUGUGGUUUCAGGGCUCCAGAAUGUUUCUUCAGCCUACCACAGACUGGGGCUAUCAACAUGUGGGCCGAUGGGUGCACCUUGGCAUUCCUCUACCUUUGCAACUACAUGUUUGAUAUUUUGUGUGACUAUAAAUGUAUGAUGAACAUUGUGUGGGUGCUUGGCUUCCCUAAAGUUCAUCUUCUUCGAAGUGAACAGACCUCAAACUAGUUCUUCACUCUGGAAGAA
Molecule: messenger RNA, 485 nt
Organism: Thalassophryne amazonica
Lineage: Eukaryota; Metazoa; Chordata; Actinopteri; Batrachoidiformes; Batrachoididae
Product: homeodomain-interacting protein kinase 1-like
Exons: 4
Coding region: 132-467 (111 amino acids)
Biological process (GO): intrinsic apoptotic signaling pathway in response to DNA damage by p53 class mediator; peptidyl-threonine phosphorylation; positive regulation of transcription by RNA polymerase II
Cellular component (GO): PML body; cytoplasm; nucleus
Molecular function (GO): protein tyrosine kinase activity; SMAD binding; transcription corepressor activity
Source: RefSeq, a predicted model, not a curated record